AUGCUGGCGGGCGCCAGGCUCCAGCGGCGGCGGCGGCAGCUGCAGCAGCCUCAGCAGUCCCGGCGGCGGCAGGCUUUCCCGUGGCCGAUGAAUGCAGACCCGCCGCCACCGCCCUGGGUUUGGAUGGUCCCUGGCUCCACCGGGCUGCUCCGGCUCGGCGCCGGGGUCGCGCCCCCGCCGGUGCUACUGGCUUCGGCGCAGCCCGCCGCCGCCCCGCUGCUUGCGCGGUUGCCGGGCUGGCCAGCCCCGGGCGAGCCCCUGCUGCCUCUGCUGCCGCUGCCCUCUGCGCCAGACCACGCCGUGCACCAUUAUCCCCUGCUCCCCGGACAGUGGCUGUUUGGUGGUCAUUCUCCAUCCAUAGGACUAUCCCCCUCCUCUGCUGUGGAGUUGGUGCCCCUUUUCCCACAUGUCUGCCCUUCUGCUCUGCCACCUCCUGUUGGGAAAAGCUGGGUAGACAAGAGGAUGCCUAAUUACAAGAUCUUCUUAAACAAUUCCUUUGCUCUGGACUCCACGUGGAUAUAUCCCGAGGGAUCAGGACUCUUCCACAGCCAUGAAAAACCUCACUUUCUGGCAAACCAAGUAACUCCAUCUCUGUCUAGGCCAGCUCCUGCCUCCAGGCCUCUCCCCACUGUGGUAUUAGCAGCUCAACCAAUACCAGGUGGUUGCCAUAACAGCCUUAAGCCAAUCAGCAGUGGUCCCACCAUCACCAUCACUGCCGCCGCCGCUGCUGCCGCAGCUGCUGCCAUGGUCUCCGUGGACCCUGAGGAACUCCGGGGCCUCUCACCCUCCAUUGUGCAGCCCUGCCAUUUCCUGACAUUGACUCCCAUCAGAAUCCCCCUCCGGACCGCCCCCUUCUCAGAGAGGCAGGGUGAGAGGGGCCGCGCACCCCGUCCUCCUGCGCUGAUGCUACGUGCCCCAGAGAGGAAAAGCCUGGCAGGAGACAAAGAGGACAAGGAGCCCUCGCCCAUCCUGGUAAGAGGGGAGGAGACUGCAGCAAAAGGCAAUAGACCUGUGGCCUCCACGCCUGUGCCCGGAUCCCCCUGGUGUGUGGUCUGGACAGGGGAUGACCGGGUUUUCUUCUUCAACCCGACCAUGCAGCUGUCAGUCUGGGAGAAGCCCAUGGACCUGAAGAACCGUGGGGACCUCAAGAGGAUCAUCGAGGACCCGCCCCACAAACGCAAGUUGGAGGCCUCAGCAACUGAAAGCAGCGAUGGAUCCAGUUCAGAAGAUGGCAGUGAGGACCAAAGUGUGAAAACUAAGAGGAAUAGGACUGAAAGCUGUGAGAGCCCUGGACCAGAGGAGACCCAGCAAGUAGACAAGGGGCCACAGACGCCACCCCUACAGAUUCUCCUGCCCCUGGAGGAGCGUGUGACCCAUUUCCGAGACAUGCUGCUGGAGAGAGGGGUGUCAGCAUUUUCUACUUGGGAGAAAGAACUGCAUAAAAUUGUGUUUGACCCACGAUAUCUCCUGCUAAACUCCGAGGAACGCAAGCAGAUAUUUGAACAGUUCGUCAAGACAAGAAUAAAAGAAGAAUACAAGGAAAGGAAAAGUAAAUUGCUGCUAGCCAAAGAAGAAUUCAAGAAACUUCUAGAAGAAUCUAAAGUAUCACCCAGGACCACAUUUAAAGAGUUUGCUGAGAAGUACGGCCGGGAUCAGAGGUUUCGGCUUGUUCAGAAGCGGAAGGAUCAGGAGCACUUUUUCAACCAGUUCAUACUUAUUCUAAAGAAACGGGACAAGGAAAACAGACUCAGGCUCCGGAAAAUGAGAUGA
Messenger RNA from Alexandromys fortis (reed vole), 1770 nucleotides. It is a transcript of the gene Tcerg1l, whose product is annotated as transcription elongation regulator 1 like. NCBI's taxonomy places the organism in Eukaryota, Metazoa, Chordata, Mammalia, Rodentia, Cricetidae. The transcript has 13 exons. The record is from RefSeq and is a predicted model, not a curated record. Bases 1 to 1770 code for a protein of 589 amino acids. Gene Ontology annotation, molecular function: RNA polymerase binding; transcription coregulator activity. Gene Ontology annotation, cellular component: nucleus.